Molecule: messenger RNA, 3521 nt
Organism: Solea senegalensis (Senegalese sole)
Lineage: Eukaryota; Metazoa; Chordata; Actinopteri; Pleuronectiformes; Soleidae
Product: poliovirus receptor homolog
Exons: 8
Coding region: 324-1457 (377 amino acids)
Molecular function (GO): cell-cell adhesion mediator activity
Source: RefSeq, a predicted model, not a curated record
UUUCUCGAAUGUCACGUGUGAGGGAGGAUUGACACAGUUUGAGCAGCAGCAGAAGGGAGUAACGUGCAACGGCGAGAGACUCGACGCUGUCGCAGUAAAAGUUUGAAGCGUGGAUUUGUCUCAUUUACCUGCGCACAUUCACCACCAACAACUGUCCUGUUGUGUCCUCUCUCUUCUGUCAGCAGCAGACAGGUAAGAUGAAGAUCCAGCUGUGCUGACCUACAGCAGCUCAUCGAGUCACUACACUGGAGCGUGGGAGUCUGCAGCUGCAGCCUGGAUGUGAGUGAGUGAGUGAGUUGGAAAAUCAAAAACCUCACUGUGCGAUGUGUGGACCUUUUCUCCCCCUGCGUCACCGCCACUGUCUGCUGCUUCUGCUGCUGUGGAUCAUAGGAGCAGCCGUUUUCACGACUCAUGGUGAAGUGAUCACUCCUGCCAGCCUGGCCGCAGAAGCCGGUCGCCCUCUCGUGCUUGGCUGCAACAUCACCAUGGCACCAGAUGACGUUGUCUUGCAAGUCCGCUGGCAGUACGGGGACAAGCUCCUGCUGGCGUACCAGCCAGGAAAACCACUCCGCAUCACCCACCACAACCAAAGUGUGCAGUUCACCGAGCCCCGCGACAACGCCAGCUACAUCACCAUCAAGAGGGUGCUGCCUGAUGAUGACGGGGGCUGCUUCCGCUGCAUAUUUGAUGUUUACCCUUCAGGCACACAAGAAGGACGGACGUGCAUCAGAGUCACCAGCAGUGUGUGGCCGACAGUCAACAAGACGGCCAUAAGUGGGAAACCUGUCACAUUCUCCUGCCAGUACAGUGUCCCGGAGAGGGUGGAACAGGUGAUGUGGAGGAAGACAGCGGAGCAGGGCGACACCACCACCAUGGCUUCCUACAACAAAAGGGACUACUAUAAGAUUGAGGAGCAGUUCAAGGGUCGUGUCAGCCUGAGUAAAACUCUGGGCGAGACCAAACUGACCAUCCAGUCAGUGAGGACAGAGGACGAGGCCUGCUACACGUGUGAGUUCCACGCAUACCCAGACGGCAGCAAAAGAGCCAACACCUGCCUCUCUGUCUACGUUUUACCCAAACCAGAGGUGAACCACGUGACCUCCUCUCCAGGAGUCACCGAGGCCAACUGCACCGCCCAGUCCCGCCCCGCAGCGGACAUCACGUGGAACCUUGCCAGCGACAACCGGACAAUAGGACCACCCAUAUCAUCUGCAUAUGAUCAGGGAGACGGCACAACGAUAGUGACAAGCUCGAUUUUGUUCCACUCUGAACUGCUAAGUGAUACAGUCAAGUGCAUUGUGCACCACCAGGGUUUGGAGAAUCCUCUGACGGUGUUCGUCACGACAAAUGUGCCUACAGCCAUGGUUAUCCUCCUCUCCGUGUGCGGUGUGGCGGCGGUGCUCCUCCUCUGUCUGUGCGUGUGUCUGUGCAAGCACUUUGUCUGCACCGACGACUGAUUUGGAUCCCGUCGCCACCGCUUUGAUGAGUGUCCAGCUGAGUUCUGGGCCUGACCUCGCUGCACACAGCAAUGUGCCGUCCAGCUCAGUGUGCACAGGAAGGGAACAGAGCUCUAACCGUGCCUCUGCUGCCAUGUGCAGGGUCGACACUGCUAGAGCAGACACACAUUCACUACAGUGUCAACAGAACUAAAAUCACCUUGUUAAAUGCUAACAGUAGAAAAACUGCUAAUUUCAUUGAGGACAUUUGUGAGUUAAUGUUCCCUCAAUUUAUCAUAACCACAGUUUUGGUCUCUAACCUUAAACACCACUGUUGCUGUCCAUGUGCUGUAUAUGUGAGUGUGUGUGAGUGUGAUCAGGUUAACUCUCAAGCACUCAACAGUGUGAUAUAUAAACAUUUAUUGCUUGCUUUAAAGUUGGUUAAGACCACUGAACUCAUACUGAUAACACGGCUACGGAACACAGGGACAGAAGACAUUUCAGCUAAUUAAGAAAAGGCUCACCUCACAAACUCUACACCUGCUUAAUUCUACGAUAUCUUAAGAAUAUUUUUGUUGAAACUGAAGUUUUUAAACUGCUUUUUAUUCUGCACCAAAUACCAUAGAGAAAACCAAUGUUUUUCAGCUCACAGAGGGAAUGGGAGCUGCUGAUCUACUGUAGUGUUUUGGUCACUUAGGUAAAUAUUUAUGUAAGAAUAUCACUGAAAUCACACAAGAAAAACAUUUGAAAUGGCUGAUGGGGCAGCAGUGGAUUAACAUCUCUUGUUUUUUUUCUCAAUGGGUUUUGGUGUGGAAGAGGAAGACGUCAAACAUCAGUUUCCAGCUGGAAAAAGUUGUCUAAAAGUGGCAGUACUCUCAAGUUAUAUAGUUUAUUCAACGUGCUUUAUGUUAAGAUACUGACAUCUGUUGUUCCUUGUGUCACUGCUGGCAGCCACAUUACACGAUCCAGUACCAUGUCACACUGAUACUAGCACAUCAUAAGUAGAUUAACCUUUUGACACACUGAGCCCGCUUUCUAUGAAAGUUUUAAAAUAAUACUUCAAAUUUAGCUGGUUACCCACCUAGUCCUGGACAUUUGACUCAUCUAAUGACAUCUUUUUAGUCAAACCUUGACUCUAAAUGAUUUGGCCCUGGAGAAUCUUAGAUAAAUUCAUUAUCCUGUAAAUUGUUAUGAAUUUAUUUAAGAUUGUAGCUAAUCUCUGUUAAGUGCGCAUGCAUACACUGGUCUUGAGUUGUCUCGCCCUGCUUCGGUGCCUCAAAGUCUCAUCUUGGUCUCUGGGCGCUGUGGUUUCCAUUAGUGUGGUCUACAAUAUGAUAUCAUUCAGUGUGGGUUCGCGUGGCCUAGGUGUGUCCACGGAAACAGGUGUCGGUAAUACUAUUGUACCUCCACAGUUCAGACGGAUGUAAACAAGCUGCUGCCACAUAUGUCACUUGCACUUUUUAACUGAGCGUGAAGCAGUGGUGUUGCAGAAAUGUUUAUUUGGUUAUUUGGUGUAAAUAGUGGUUCAAAGACACCACAGGGAGCAACUGAUUAGUUCCCAGACAAAAAAAAAAACAAAAAACAAUUUUUCCUGAGCUGAAAAGAUGCAGCAGUUGUUUUGUGUCUCACAGAAUGAGAGGUUUAUUGUUCACAGCCGCCGUGCUGUGUGGGGGUGAACGCGACCACCCAAACUGAUCCCGUGAUGAGUGCAUGUGUGUGUGAGACGGUGUCUUAAGUGUGUGUGUGUGUUUUGUAUCAUUGCACUCUAACAGUAUUUCAGAGUUCUAUUUGCAGUGAAUAGCACCACAUGGCUGUCAUGGGCUGCAGCUAAUUUAGUAGAAAAUGUCAUUUAUAACACAUUAACAUCUACUGUCACUGAAGUCUUUUCUCUGUCUGUAUAUAAAGAUGAUGCAAACGUGCUCUACUGCUGUAAAAAUGUUUCUUAUUUGUGUUAUUAUUAUUAUUAUUAUAAUACUUCUGUCUUUUUGUUGUUGUCCUGUUUUGUUUCGGAGCAGUAUUUAUUGUUUCCAGGGCUGAUGCUGAUGAAUCAGUGCCAGCUGGAACAAAUAAAACAACAAGACUUUA